GAGGAGGAGGAGGAGGAAGCGGCGGAGGAGGAGGAGCAGAGGAAGCCCCCCGAAGGGCGCCCUGCUCCUCAGAGCCUUUCCCGCCCAGCCGGGCCCCCACUCCCGUUCGCUCACUGUCCUUGGGAGAGUCUCUCUCUCAGUCUCUCUCUUUCUCGCCCCCUCCCCAGAAAGCCCCUUCCUUCCUUCGCAGUUGUAAAGAGCGAGGGGUGCCGCUCUUACUCCUGCCCGCCUGGCUCUCGCUCUUUCUCUCUCCGGCGGGGGCCACUCUCGCCAUCCUCCUCCCGCUCCCCACAACACCCCCCACACUCCGCCUCUCUCUUUUGGCAGCGCCAGGACGUCCGGCGGGGAGUAAGUUGUGCGGCGAGGAAGAAGAAGAGGAAGAAGAGGUGGGCUGGGAGGGCAGCAGCGGAGGAGGCGAAGCCGAGGAGGAGGAGGAGGAGGAGGAGGGCAGCCCGAGAGACAGACGAGUGCGAGCGGGGGACGGAGAGACGGAGCAGGAGGCAGGCACCAUGAACACGCGAGGCGAAGGAGCCGGCAAGCCCUCCACCUCAUCCGAGCCCGCCGCCCAGGAGCAACCUGACGCCACAGAGCCGCCCAAGCGGGGCCGAGGCAGACCCAGGAAGCAGCCCCAAGAACCAACAGGAGAGCCAUCUCCUAAAAGACCAAGAGGACGACCUAAAGGAAGCAAAAACAAGAGUCCAUCUAAAGCAGCUCAAAAGAAAGCAGAAGCCACUGGAGAAAAACGACCAAGAGGCCGGCCUAGGAAAUGGCCACAGCAGGUGGUCCAGAAGAAGCCAACUCAGGAACAGACUGGAGAUACAUCCUCACAAGAAUCUGCAGAAGAUGAUUAGAAGACCAUACUUUGCAAUUUCUACCUCAUCAGCAGUUGGGUCUUUUGAAGGGAGAAGACACUGCAUUGACCACUUGCUUCUGUUGCCACAAUCUUUCUACUUUGGCCUGGGUGGGGAAGGGAGGGGAGGGACAUCUCAGAACCUUAAAAAGGACUUAUUAAUCACCUUUGUUGUAAUCCCUUCACGGUCCGGCUUUAGUCAAAACUGCUGUAACAAGGGGGACACAGAUUAAUGGCGCAACAUUUAAUUACUGUUUUCUCUUAUUUUUCUUUAACCUACUAAUAGUUUUGUUUGAGCUGCUAAGUCAGGGCGAAUGGGUCAGUACAUCUCUGAACCAGGUUUUAAGUCACUCACUGCACUGCGUAUAAAUAAGACUUUUGUAAAAUAUUAAUUAUAAUGGGCAUUCAAAUAGAAAGGCCUUGGUGUUUGACACCAACCCUUACAACACCUCUGAAAACCCACUCCCUAGCUUAGUAAACUCCCUGUUUAGGACACCAAAGAUAAGGAAUAGAUACUACUCUUUUAUAGCCUUGUUCUAGUUUUGUGGCUGAUUUUUUUUUAAUUACUGUCAUUUCAAGAUACAUUGAAGGCUGGUUAUUUUCUCCAUCUUAUUCAGCUGAUAAUCGGGAAACAAACACCACAAGAAAAGGGUACUUUGCCAAAAAAAGAAGAAGAAAGAAAGAAAGAAAAAGGGAAAAUGACAAAGAUACAUUGUAUAUUAACUGAUACACAUAUAUCUGCAGAAGUAGUACGAAAUAGAACUCAACAGCACACCUCUCUGGGAACAGAUUCAUGUCCUCUCAGGUUAGAAUAUGCUUUCUAGAGAGCUUCACGUUGUUUAGAAGUGACUAACAUCAGACAUUCUCUCCUGUUAGAGAUUUAGCAACUAACAUUUGGAUUCUUCCAUGAACUUGAUACCUCAGAACUAUUCUAUAUCACAGUCAUGCUGGAACCAAGGGAAAAGACUCAAGUCUCAGUUUGACUUCAUCGAAUACUUUCAGACCAUUUCAUUGUUUCCAGAGGAGUGGAUCUCUCUCUUCUUCACUCACACAUCUCAAAGCAAGAGCCAACAUCAUGUACCUCAAGUGAGCUUGUUAUAACAUUUAAGCAAUACAUUUUAAUAUAGGAUGGUUUUCUGGGCAGCUGUAUCCCAGUUACAUGUCUCCAACAUUUUCACUCAAAGCAGCACUUUUAGCAACAAAUGCAAUAUCCUCCACUUUUCAAUACUACCUCUGAUAUUUACAUGUAAAUCAGCAGUCAUAUAAACAUUUGCUGCUAUAAUCAUACAAUGCAGAAAAUUAUUUGUGGGUAGGAAAUCAUUAAUUGCUGCAUUUCCCCCUUAUUUCUAUUUUUGUCACCUAAUUGCAGUUAAGGACACAAUACCUUUAGUGUUUUUCAUCAUAACUAUGUAUUUCUUUUUAAAAAUGUACUAUACCUUUUCUCUGCUAAAUUUCUAUGUAAUGUACCAUUAACUUGAAUAUAUUUUUGUACUGAAUUGCUCAUAAGGUUUGUAAGGAUAAUUUUUUUCAGUGACACUACAUAACAAAAAAUAAUGAACUGCAAUGUUUAAAUAUUACUGUCCAAGUUUGUACCUCAGCUGAAUUUUUUUUAAAAAAAGAAAUGGACUAGAUGAUUGACAAAGACCUACCUCCAGACUAUAAAUGGAAUGAACUUGUUUCUUUCAGCAUUAAUUUUUGAGAAGAUCGAAACAUUUAGGACUGCAAAAAAAAGAAAAGAAUCCCUUUUAAAACUAUUUUUAUAAAAUAAUUUUUGUGAACACAUGACUAUGGUAUUAAAAAGAACCUUUCAAAGAAACGUGAAUCUUUGUAGGUGAGAGGCAACAAGCUCAGCUUUUUGCAUAAUGCAAUCACCAAUAUUUGUGUGUGUUUAAAAAAACUAGUAGAUUGUUUGAGAAUACUUGUCAAGUAUUUUCAUUUAUUUUUCACAAAUGUGAUUUUUUUUGUAAUAUGUGGCAACCAGAUUUAUUUUAAAUAAUUCUUAUGUACUCCGUCUCUUUCUUCCCUUUUCCCUGCUUCCAUCUCUCUGUCUCACACACCACCAAUAUGUCUCCAUCUUAACAUUGUCUUAUUGUAUGGGCCAGGGGUAGUUUCUCAGGAAUGCUUUCUUCCAUAUGCCUUUUAGUACUUAGCCAGAUUCAACUACCGAAAACUACUGGCUGCUUCACAAGAAGGAAUAUGAAGAUGUGAGCACCUCCCCAAAUAACAAGAGUACAUCUUGUUGAGGAUUGCUGCAAAAAUCAUUAAAGAAGUGCAACUUAGAUAUCUUAAUGUUACCUAACUUGUGAAUACUUGUACGUCUGGGCUUUAGUCCUAUUGGUUCAAGCCAGUGCCCAGAACUCAAAGCACUGUUCCACUUCCGCAUGGAAGACAUUUCAAGUGCCCGAUUUAGGGGUAGCCCCUGAAUCUACCCCUCCCCAAGCAGUCUGCAGGGCUUUCUAAUACAGUGGCCCACUAAGGACAAGGGCGAUACCCUAUUAACGGAUAGGAACAUUGAGUCAGGACUCUUAAAUUAAUAUUCAAGCAAUUGCCCAGAAUACAAAGCACUGUUCCAUUUCCACAUGGAAGACUUUUCAGGUCCCGUAUUCAGAGGUAGCCCUUGAAUCUACCCCACCGCAAACAGUCUGCAGGGCUUUCUAAUACAGUGGCCCACUAAGCACAAUGGCAAUACCCUAUUAAUGGAUAGGAUCACUGGGUCAUCACUCUUAAAAUAAUAUAAUGCAUUAGACCACAGAGUUUUAAGAUUCAUAUGCCACACACCAAGGCUCGAGUGCUCAUGCAACCUCCACUCAGUAAGGGAGCUAUGCCAUUCUCGUCAGUUUUAGGGAAUAUUCUGGACACGCACCAGGAAAUUCUUCUGGUGCAUGUGGGAAUAUUAUCUGUCACUGAACUAAAAUUGGGCUGCCCUUGUUUGUAUGGAGCUCUGUGUGCUGGAUCAGCUUAAUAGCAUGAGAUGAAAUAAAUGUUGCUAGUUCAUGUAGGUUAGACAUCAACUCCAAGGACUUUCAACUCAGAUCAAAUCCAAUCUUGUAUUUUCUGUAUAUUGUAGAACAAUCAAAACACAUUACUACCUCUCAGGGUCUUCUAUACCUCAUUUUUCAGGCUAAAAAACUGGUUUGUGGCCAUUGAAACAGAGAGAACAUCAUAAAAUUUUAUAUAUAUAGUUUAUUUUUGUGGGAGAUAAAUUUUAUAGGACUGUUCUUUGCUGUCAUUGGUCACUGCUAAAUGAGACUGGACACUAACUUUCCUGUCAUUUCUGCAAGACAGAUAUGCUUGCAGAGGAAAGAUAUCAAAAUGUAUAACUGCAGUUUACUUUUUUCCUGCUUCCUUUGCCUGUAUCCUAGCUCUUUGCUUUGUUAUUCAUAUAGAGUUGCUGUCUAUGAUUGUACUUUGAAUUGCUUGCUUGUUGAACAUGUUCCUUUAAUGGAUUAUCACCUUCUGUUCAGCGCGAUAAACAUAAUAGCCUCUGUAACCCCCCA
Anolis carolinensis (green anole) is the source of this 4347-nucleotide messenger RNA. It is a transcript of the gene hmga2, whose product is annotated as high mobility group AT-hook 2. The transcript is spliced from 5 exons. Bases 510 to 851 code for a protein of 113 amino acids. Gene Ontology annotation, molecular function: DNA binding; transcription coregulator activity. Gene Ontology annotation, cellular component: chromatin; nucleus. Gene Ontology annotation, biological process: regulation of DNA-templated transcription. Lineage: Eukaryota; Metazoa; Chordata; Lepidosauria; Squamata; Anolidae. The record is from RefSeq and is a predicted model, not a curated record.